Molecule: messenger RNA, 1758 nt
Organism: Raphanus sativus (radish)
Lineage: Eukaryota; Viridiplantae; Streptophyta; Magnoliopsida; Brassicales; Brassicaceae
Biological process (GO): chloroplast organization; regulation of DNA-templated transcription
Cellular component (GO): chloroplast
Molecular function (GO): double-stranded DNA binding
Source: RefSeq, a predicted model, not a curated record
CAUCUAGUUCAUGUGUAAAAGAGGAAAACGGUAAAACCCACAUUGGGCAGCAAGAGUGGCCAAGAUGUGAAAAAGGGGCAGCGGUUAUCUUCACGACUCAAUCAACAAAUUCUUAAAACCCAUAAAGAUUAUAAAUAAGCCCAUUUAUGGCCCAAACGGAGGAAGAAAAAGAUUGGAGAUGAAGCAGCAACAGUGUCUCUUCCCACACACACAGACAUGGCCGUCGCGGCUCAGAGCACUUUCUUUCUCAAACUCUCCCUCACGAAACCAUCCUUCCCCAUCACAACAACAACAACAAACUUGUCCCUACCACCUACGAAUCGAAAACCGCUCUUCGUCUUCCCUCCUCCCCAAGCUCAUUUCCCAUCUCCCAAGAAAAACCCUAAAGACGAACAGCAGAGACUCUCCUUCACCAUUUCUUACCUCAUCAACUCCUGCGGACUAUCUCCCGACUACGCCAUCGUCGCAGCUCGCAAGCUCUUGCUAGUCCCCGAACGCCCCAACACAGUUCUCAACCUCCUCCGUGACCACGGUUUCACCACCUCCCAGAUCUCCAGCAUCGUCAAGAAACGCCCCGUUUUGCUUCUAGCCAACGCCGAGUCCGUGCUCCACCCUAAACUCCGCUUCUUCCUCUCCAUCGGCGUCUCCAAACCCUUACUAGCUCGAACCCUCGCCUCCGAUCCCACCAUCUUGACAAGAAGCCUCGUCAACCAGCUCAUCCCUUACAACUUCCUCAAGAGCGUCCUCGAAGCCGACGAAAAGAUCGUGGCCGCGCUUCGCCGGACGACGUGGAUAUUCCUGGAGGAUCACACCAAGAACCUCGUCCCGAACAUCAACCACAUGUCGGAGACUGGCGUCCCCGAGAAAUGCGUACAGCUGCUCCUCACGCAUUUCCCCGAAGCAGUGAUGCAGAGGAAGGACGAGUUCAAGGAAAUCACCAAACAAGCUAAAGAGAUGGGGUUCAACCCCGGGAAAACGACCUUCGUGCUGGCCAUCCACGCGCUCUCCGGGAAAGGCAACAGGUCGAUAUGGGACAAGUGUUUCGAGGUGUACCGGAGGUGGGGGUGGUCGGAAGACGACAUCAUGUGCGCGUUCAAGAAGCACCCGCACUCUAUGAUGCUGUCGGAGAGGAAGAUAAACAGGACGAUGGAGUUUCUUGUGAAGGAGAUGAAUCUGGAGCCUAGAUCGAUCGCAGGGUGCCCCGUGGUGCUCUUCUUCAGCCUGGAUAAGAGGAUUAUCCCGAGAUGCUCGGUGGUUAAGGUGUUGGCAUCAAAGGGGUUGGUGAAGGAGGACUGGAGCUUGACGUCCUUGUUGGUUCCAGUGGAGAAAGUGUUCUUGGAGAAGCUGGUGGUUAAGUACGAGGAGGAGUUGCCUGAGUUGAUGGAUGUGUAUAGAGGAUACACCACCAAACUCUGACCAAUCUGGCAUGUGUCAUCUAAUUUUGAUAAUAAGGGGAAAGUUUGAAGUCAUUUGCUUCAAGUCUAUUGAAGAGGUUGGGACUUGGGAGUAAUCCAAUGAUACAGAAAGCAAGAAACAAAGUUGAUGACCGUGUUCUUCUAUUGUGAUGAGAAAUUGAAGUUACACACACAAGGAGGCAUCGGUUGUUGAUUAGAAACCAUUCUCUUUUGCUUCAGUAUAUAUAUAUCUAGAGGAUACACCACCAAACUCUGAGCUUCCCCAUCUUUUUCAUUUUUCUGAUCAUCAUGUCAUAUGCUGAGGCAUGUAUAAUCUAAUUUGGUAAUAAUAAAAGGAAGUAUU